AUGUGUUGGUCUGGGUUCAACGUCCCCUUAUCCUAUGGGUAGUCCAAGUGCUGCUGUCCGUUCUUACGUUAAUGAAAGGCUUGCUGGAUAUAUACAUCGGCUCAAAGGGCACCUGUUUGCAGAAGCUUACCCACGACGGUUUUAUUUUGGAUCUCAUAUGCACUGUGCCGUUCCUUGUUACCGUGGCGUACCCACCAAUACUUAGUAACAUCUUCAUUCCUAGUUUCCUCAACUGUUGGCUGGUCCGCCGAUCUCUUCAAAAACUACUGAACGACCUUCACCUAACGAGACAGAGAUUUCAGACAAUAUCAGUGACUCUGUCACAACAACUUCUGGUACUUCUCGUCACACUGUGGUGUCUUAUAUUUACCACGAUUUGUGGUAUACAACACAUACAGCGAGGUAGUAAUGGCCACGAACUGUCGAUGUUCGAGGCCAUGUACUUUGUGAUCGUGACCUUCAGCACUGUUGGGUACGGCGACAUCUCCCCAGAUACCUGGCUCGGGCAGCUCUUUAUGACCUUUAUGAUAUGCUUAGCCUUCGCUUUUAUACCUAGACAGGUUGAAGGCAUAACCUCUACGUUAAGAGAAAGGAAGAAAAUCGGCGGGGAAUAUAGUCAGAGCCACUCAGCGGGUCAUCGACAUGUGGUUGUUUGCGCAACCAAUCUCACUGCCGAAAGCAUCAUGGAUUUUCUUAUUGAAUUUUAUGCCCACCCGAAACUUGAGGACCAUAUAGUAGUCCUGCUAAGCUCAGAGGAGAGGGACACUAGCCUACAGAUGAUUUUAAAGGACCCCAAAUGGGCCCACCGCGUUAUAUACAUGCGUGGUUCUGCUUUAAAGGACAUUGACCUCAAGCGAUGCAGAAUUCAUGAAGCUGAUGGCUGUUUCAUUCUCACACCAACAGCCUGUAAUAACAGAGAUGAGGCGGAUCAGCACACUAUUUUACGGUCGUGGGCUGUGAAGGACUUUGCACCAAAAUGCCGACAAUACAUUCAGCUAUUCAAAGCGGAGAAUAAAAUUCAUGUCAAGUUUGCUGAACACGUGGUAUGUGAGGACGAAUUUAAAUACGCUCUCCUUGCUAAUAACUGUCUGUAUCCCGGUAUGUCCACGCUGGUCACUCUGCUGCUCCACACCACCACUGGAGAGGCGGGGCUUAUUGGUCAGGAACCAUGGCAACAGGUGUAUGGGCGGCAUUCUAGGAACGCUGUGUACCACAUACAACUAUGUAAAAGCAUGUUUUUCAGAGGGUACAGCGGGCAGAGUUUUACCUGUGCUUCCGCAGAUGCACAUAAACGGUUUGGGGUUUGCUUGGUGGCUGUUUUAGACAUCACAAAAACAGACCCACGUUUACAGCUAAACCCUGGCGCAGACUACAAAUUGAAGGAUUCUGAUUAUUGCUUUUAUAUUGCGGAGUUUAAGGAGGAAUAUGCCAAAAUAUGUUCUGAAGCCAAAACAGAUCAGAAACAAACAGGAAAUGAACCAAGUAAAAAUCUAGAACAAAUAUCGGAAUUAUUAGAGAAACUGCUGCAACAGGAUCUGAAUACACUCCAAGACGAACAGGAAGAAAGCGUCUUCAACAACACGAUCACGUGCCAAUGGGGUCUGGAGAUAGCACGACGAAUGCGUACAAAAUCACCGGAAACCCGUUUAUCAGACAGUGAUCCUGACGAAAACGGGGUGGACACUGAGGUUGACACCCACGGGAAGACUGAUCCCGGGGUUCCAAAGGUCCUACAAGUGUAUGAAGAUAUGGGACAGGAAAGCAUAAUGACAGGCCCACCUCCACCAACACUAUAUGCCAGUAAACAAAAGACGUUAUGUCACGUGAUGAUAUCGCCCCGCCCCGUAUGCUGUUUGGAGUGGGGGACGGACUGUGAGCACUGUACGUACAAGAAUGCACGCGAUGGCAGAUGGACGAACCAGCUGAUUAUACUGGCAGCAGAACACGCAUGCGUCGGGAUCCACAAUUUUAUCGUCCCUCUCCGGUCACAUUUCAUCAGUAUGAACUCCCUCAGUCCGAUCAUUCUGCUUUUGAAUGAAAGGCCGACGAACCUAUUUUUGGAAACAAUAGGGCAUUUUCCUUUAGUUUACUGGAUUCAGGGAAAGAUUACAAGUAUAGACGAUCUGAUCUUAGCCGGGAUCCACAAAGUCAGCCAUCUGGUGAUAGUAAAUCACGAGACAAAAUCAAAAGAAAUGGAGAAGACUAUGGUGGACUCUGAAUCUAUAGUCGCGGUUCAAACAAUUCUUAAACUAUUUCCAAACACCAACAUCAUUACCGAACUCAGUCAGGCUUCCAACAUUCGCUUCAUGCAGUUCCAGGCUAACAACGAGUAUACUCGCCAAGUGUCUAAACUGGAAAGGAAACUAAAGGAACGAAUGAGUUCCACGUUAUCCCAUAUAUUCCGAACUCCGUUUGCUGCGGGACAGGUCUUUAGUGCCAGUAUGCUGGACAGUCUUCUGUAUCAGACGUUCGUUAAGGGUUAUCUGAUUACAUUUGUACGACUGUUACUGGGAAUAGAUGCCGAGGACAAUUCUGGUCACUUAUCAAGUAUUCGUGUUAAAAACAUGACUUUGGCAAGGUACCGGACAUUUGGAGAACUAUACCACGGAAUGGCUACCACAACUGGGGAAGUACCUAUUGCUAUUUAUAGAACAGAGAAAUCACUAUCCGGAACACAAGGAAAUGACGGCACAGUUAAUAACAAUGAAGAUGGAAAGAAGAACGGACUGAUUGAAGCACACAACCGCCCAUCUCUCCCGAAGGGACCCUUCCUGGGCAAUCAUAUGCAAAACAGCGAUAUGAACGACCUUGUGAGGAAUCGGCUAGAAAGUCUCGGAAUGGACUCGGAUGAUUACGUCGUAGACGACUUGAAAGACAAUGAAAUUUCAUAUGUUAUACUUAACCCAACGCCAAAGAGAAAACUGAGAGUUGGGGAUAGUGUAUAUGUGGUACAGCCAAGCAGUAUGGCAGCAAUACCCCACAAGCAGCGGUGGAAUCGGGCGAGGUCAAUCAGACUAAAAAAUAAAGAACAAAAUGGAAACGUCAGGACUCCACGAUCCACGUCACCUUAUUCGACCACCCCUCGGUCAACUUCUCCAACGUUGUCGUCUCCAGGGUCCUCGUCCCCAAUUACACUCGAUGCUAACGAAAAAGGGCAACCACCGAGAGUGAACUUUAUCUCGCCUUCUCCUAGUCCAGAACAAGAUAAAAGCGGAAGAUUUACUAUCGUACCUUCCUCCGAACGACUAGGAAAAACACGAAACAGCAUUAGUUAGUGUGAGUGUGUGUCUUUGUUAAUAUCGUCGUUGGUUAUGCUUUUUUCGAGUUAUUAAGUUUUCGAAAUUUGUCAUGUUUUUCAACAUGUACGGUUAACAUGUAGCUGAACAAAGCGAUGAGCAGGCAUUAACGUCUCUGGUAAUCGGUAGACUACCACCGUGUUUCUAAGAGUUAUCAAUUAUAACUUCUUUCUUUAUAAAGCGAUUGCUGUACGUAUGCUGCCGCAUUUAUUUUUGUAUUUCUUCACGAUUCCGAAUAUUGUAGCUAAUCAUAAUCUUUAUCACCAAUUAAUAGCGUUACCCACCAAUUUCGACUACGAAUACUGAAUUCCAUAAUGAAUAGCCAUUAGCCUGUCAUAAUUUUGUUGUAAAUAUUAACUUAAAUGAUCAAGAAAUAUUCGUGAUCAAAAUGAUUGUUACACAAUAAAUAAAUAAUUCAAUGUGGGCAAUAUUUAAACGCUGUUGAAAUAAGUAUUCGAGCAUAAUGAUAGACAUCCUAAAUACACCAGGAUUAUCGUUUUUCUUACGCUGUCUUCUCCCCUGGAAUAUGUCAUAACCAAAUAGCAGGCUCAGUGUGUGCUACUUUGACAAGCUUUGCAGUCAUUUUGGAAAUAUGUAAUAUGAAAGUUUUUAUAAAGGCAUACACCAUCGUCUCAUCGUUGUACAGGUAAACAAUAUAAAUCACUCAAUCAAAGCUUGACAAAGGGACGUUUACUACGUACAUUGUUUGUUUAUAAAGAUAAUUAUAGAAACUGUAUCAACCUUUCGUUGACUUGAGACCUCUCAAUUAACUAGCCGCGUGCCUUCAAUUUUACCAUUACAUAUUUAAGGGGGGCAGAAAUCGUAGGUGAGCGCAACAUAUGGAAUGUCAAGGCUGAAAGCAAGAUAAUAUCAGAAGUGACUGUUAUAUGGGCAUUAAAACAGAUGGCACAAGAUCCCACCGGUUUAUCGCACAUGAUCAAAGGCUUACAGUGACCUUUAUAGUGUCUUGUUUGUUAAAAUAAGUAGAUUUUUAUCGAAUACGAACUUUUGUUUUAUUAAGUAAUGUUGGUUUGUUCUUAUAUAAGAACGCAAGAAUUAUUGUGAAAUUAGUUUAGAAUUUCUACCAAAUCAACACCCUUGAAUCGGUGUUGGAUUUCCCCAAUUUAAAUACUCAGGUAUAGUUCUCAGUGUAAAUAAUUGAAUUUCUCUCAAUAAAAAACCCCAUUAAUGUUAAAAAACCCAGGUAUAUUUUUGGAUUGGUAUCAAUUAAAUUUCAAUGUUUAUCGCAAGAUAUAAAUACAAAAGUGUACCACUGUAUUGUUUCCGAUGUCUAAUUUAUAAUUGCCAAGGCAUAAUUUUUGCAAUCUUUUGCAAAACAUCACUCACAAAAAUCGUCUUUUGCUGUGAAUUUCUCUUAUAAAUGCCAAAAAAUAAAAAUAAAAAUGUCAUUGUCAUACAUUCAAAAUACCAUGUCAUUGAUAAUCGAAUGCCAAACUGUUUUAGCUCACCUGGCCCGAAGCUAAUGCCAUGGCUUAUCGUCCGUCGUCCUGUUUCCCUCGUCCGUCAACUUCUUCCUUUAAAUCGGUACUGGUCCUUAACGGCUCUGAGGAUUUUGACCAAAUUUAGUCAGGAGCAUUAUUGACCAAAGGGUUCUCAGUUUAUAUAAACGGAGGGUAUAGCCCCCUAGAGGCAGAGGGGCGGGGCCAAAUAGAGGGAAAAUAGGUAAAUCUCCAAAAUUCUUCUUCCUAUCGACCAAUAUAAGGAUUUUGAUCAAUUUGUUAUAGAGCAUCACGUUGAAUAACUCCUGAUUGCAUUAUCUAAAAAUUAACAGGCUCAAAACAGCCAAAUACAUUCCGAUCUUUUCUUUUCAAAAAAUAAUUGCUUAAAUCACAAUUGUUUUAUGUUUUUUAUGUCUCGUGAAUUUGGCUGUUGGCGGUCCUCGUCGGACCUGUUUGAGUGACUGCUUUAAUAAAGCGUACACACUCUGCCGGUAGGCCUAUCGAUGUCCGCAUCAGUCCGAUUUGCAGACGAUCAUUAAACUACUUUAAAUCGUGUAUUUUAUAAAAAAAAAAAUGAAAGAUUUAUCCGCAUAUAAGAUUUAAUCUUUUUUGAAAGUUAUUGUUGUGAAAACAACAUCGUUUUAUCCCAAUUCCAUGUUCUGCCCAUGCCAGGCGACAACAGCUAUUUGCCACAUGCUUUCUUAUUAAUUCCAUGUGUUGGCAUGGUUACUUAAACAGCGUGUAUGUAUAUGCACCUGUCAUUGUUAGACCAUUUAGAUUUACAGGUGGAAAUAUGUCAGUUGUAGCUUGGUCAAUGAUUUAUUAUACUGAAAAUGAUCAUAUACAAAUGUAGGAGAUGGGAUGACUUUCAUGUCAUUUUGACAUAUUUCUAGUUUUUGAAGGGAUUUUAAUCAAACUUCUUCUAGAGUAUCUAGAGCACCCCCAAACCCACACCAACCCCUAAGGUCCAGAUCAAUCCCUGAAGGCUACCUCCUUGGGACAUAAUAUGGACACUCAUUUCUUGGCGUCUUAUCCUCCAAAACAGAUUUACAUGUAGUUCUUCUUGCAACUUUGCUUCUUGUACUCUUUUGAUAACCCUGUUUGCUACUCAGCCGGUUUUGAAUUGAAGUAAAAUACUAGAUGAGCUAUUAAGGCCCCUGUGACUCUUGUGAUGGUAACUAUAACAACCAAAAUGUUCUUAUAUCUUCUAUAUAUCCUGCCGUUAUUGGAUUUUGAUUUAACUGUGUCAAUUUCGUUACGAAAUAAUUUAAAUUGGUGCGUCUCCGAUAUCACAUUCAUCCCACAGGCUUUUAAUUACUACAGCAUUCCAAUAAAUUCAACAUAUCUAACUUAACAUAACAGUAUGGCGUCAGUUGGCGGCAAAUGUCUGAAAAAUGAAUUAUUAAUUGGUGCAACACAGGAUACGUUUUUUAUGAUAUCUUGGGAUAGAACUUCUAAUUAUUUGUCUGAAUGUAGUUCUGAACAAAAAGUUACUGAGGAUUUAACGAGAAUAUUUUCGAAAACUGGCAUGAAUAAUUAACAAAUGCUUAUCGAACAACUUCCUGAUUGACCUGCCUAUGCCUUUAUAUGUGACUGCUCGUUGUUUGACGUGUCUUCCCCUGUGUGUGUGUGUGUGUGUGCGUGUGUUAGGAGGGAGGGGGGGGGGGGUUUGAUAAUGAUUCUUCCACAACCUUAAAUUACUCAUUCGCCACGUCGUUGUAUUGUUAAGUGUAGGGGCUUGUACUGUCUAAUAUACGCAAAAAUGUUCGAGUGAUUUAGAUAUUUAUAAAUGUUGUAGUUUUACUUUCAUAAAAUAUAACAAGUGCAUAUAGUUACCGAUGUGUUCAUUUACCAAUUUAAUGUAAUGAAAUAGAUAUUCCUGAAUUUCAUAAAUCAAUUUCCAACAUCACAAACAUUCCGCAGCCGUUAUAUCAACAAACGAUUUUGUAAAUUACAUGAUGCCCUGAAUUAUCGAAUUUAGUUCAUUUUGAUUAAGAGCAUCUUGCUAAUUUCGCAGGUUUUUUAAAAAGAAUUCCGUCAGUUAUUCUAUUUCACAGUGUCGCUAAUUUCAAUCGUACAAAUUUCUUUUCGUUCUAGUUUUAAACUGUUCCCUUAGUUUUUAUUUCUUUUUACUUACUCUACUAGGUAUUGUUUUAGUCUAGCCUAAUUUGUUGUCGGUAAGGACAACUUCGUUAGUUUUUGAAUUGGACAGAUGCAUUAGUACUUGCUUUAGACGACUUCAUUAGUUCUUAUUUUAGUCGUGCCUAGUCAGUUCUCGGAAAAGACAGUGCUAAUUAUUUUUAAUUGACAGUUAAAUUAGUUUUUUAAACGUCUCCAUUAGUUUUUGUUUUAGACGGCUUCAUUAGUUUUUGUUAUAGACAGCCAUAUAAGCUCUUGUUUUAGAUGCCCCCGUCAGGUUUUGUUAUACAGCCCUGUUAGGUCUUGGCCAAGACGAGUCCGCCGAUUCCUGUUUCAAACAGUCUCGUCAGUUCUUGUUCUAAGCAUCUAAGUAAAGUCCUGACCUGAACAAAUUCAUUAUUAUUUCUUGUUUAAGGUAGAAGUUUUGUUUACUUUUACUUUAGAUAGUUCCGAAAGCAUACCACUGCUGUAAAAAGUCAGUCCUGUUAAACAGUGGAACUUUGUCUUAUUUUAUAUAAAUAUCCCGGCGCCAGUAGAGUUUCGUUUAAGACUGUUACAUUAUUUUUGUCUUAAACAUUCCUUAAGUUCUCAAUUUUAUAUGUAAACAAUUCAAUACUUUGAUAGCUUCCCGCUGAGUUUAUUCUUUGUCAACAAGUAGUAUUAGUUUCAUUGUAUUGUAAGCGCUGUUAUGUGUCUUCUGAAACUUUUCCUAUAUUUCCUCCCUUUAGUUAAUUCGGGUUUCCCCCUUAAGACGUCAUCGUUUGUUGAACUUGCUUUAUACUCUUCUGGUAGUUUGAAUAAUUGAGAUUCCUGCCAGUACCAUUAGGAAAAGAGUUUUAAAUGUAAUCUUUAAAUUAACAUUAAGUAUUGUUGAUACUGCGAUUCGGUAGUAUGAUGAUAUAGCAUAAUUUAGCUAUUUUUUAAAUAAGUAUUUUCCUCUCAUUAUUUUUAUAGAUAAUGCUAAAAUAUUCUUGCCUUAUAUGAUAAACAAUAUGCAAACAUACUCGUUGUCCUUUGGUUAAAAAUCGAUAAAGUAAUCGGUGAUUAUGUUGUGAAACCGACUAUUUUACUAUGUGUAAAUAUCAGUAAUAUAACUGUACAUUUUCUUUCACUAAAAUUAAAACCAUUUCCGAAGCAGUACAUUUAGGCUUCGGAUGCAGGAUUGCUUUAUUUUAAAGUGAAUACCAUGAUCUAAUUUCUCCUGAUCAAUAGAUUUGCCUGCAUUAUUUAAUGUUUUGAAGAAAUAACAGCGAAAACCAUUAAAAAACAACGAGAAUAUAUCUAUGCAAAUGACGUCAAACUGUAUUUAUAGUUUGUUGUCAUUGUUUGAUUUUUCAUGAACCAAAUGAUCUGAGAUUGCUAUUAUAUCGUUGAUACCUGAUGUUUUGUUGUUAACCAUAUUGUUAUGUAAACCUGUCAUGAAAUGAUUAUCUUUUGUAUGAUUUUCAUAACCAAAAUAACGAAUAAAAAUUUGUUCAAGGA
Messenger RNA from Mizuhopecten yessoensis (Yesso scallop), 8377 nucleotides. RefSeq names its product potassium channel subfamily T member 2-like. Gene Ontology annotation, biological process: potassium ion transport. Gene Ontology annotation, cellular component: membrane. The transcript is spliced from 24 exons. The coding region runs from base 72 to 3275 and encodes 1067 amino acids. Gene Ontology annotation, molecular function: intracellular sodium-activated potassium channel activity. Lineage: Eukaryota; Metazoa; Mollusca; Bivalvia; Pectinida; Pectinidae. The record is from RefSeq and is a predicted model, not a curated record.